GCUUAUUAAGUGUACAUUUUUGGUCCAUCGAUACAAACCAUCAUAUCGCUUCGGAAGAAAGUAGAAACCCGAAAAGGAAGGAAAGAGCGCAUUUGAGAAACUCGACUGAUACAGGGAAAGGAGAAACUUACGAACGAAAUGUCCCUUCUCCUCCUCCAGUUCCACCCUUGGUCCUCGUCAUCUUCAUCCGCACGGUCGCUACUGCCCUGUGGUUUCUCGACACGGGGAAAUAUCGUGAGACCGAGGCUUCCCUUUUCCCGCUUCAAAGCUUCAUGGCAAGAGCUUGCUGGCGUUUUGGUCCUCUCCGCCAUCCCUUUCACCGCCGUCAAAGCCAUCGCCAAUAGUUCUCUUGGCGACUCCCUUCGCAGGCAAAUGGAGGAAAGGAAGCAGGCUGAGCUCCAGAAUUCUUCCAAGCUUAAAGCCCUCGCCCAACUCGCUAGAAAGGACAGCAUGUGGUAUGGAGAAGAUCGACCUCGUUGGCUUGGUCCAAUCCCAUAUCAGUAUCCUGCCUAUCUGACUGGAGACCUUCCCGGGGAUUAUGGCUUUGACAUUGCUGGUCUCAGCAAGGAUCCUGUUGCCUUCCAGAAAUACUUUAAUUAUGAAGUACUGCAUGCCCGCUGGGCUAUGCUUGCUGCCCUUGGUGCUUUGGUUCCAGAAUCGUUGGAUAUGUUGGGAACCUUUCACUUUACUGAAUCUGUCUGGUGGCUUGUUGGCUAUUCGAAACUUAAGGGAGAUACACUAGACUACCUGGGCAUACCCGGACUUCAUUUGGCUGGAAGUCAAGGAGUGAUAGUUAUAGCCAUCUGCCAGGCUCUUCUAAUGGUUGGGCCAGAGUAUGCUAGAUAUUGUGGGAUUGAGGCAUUGGAGCCUUUAGGUAUUUACUUACCUGGUGACAUUAAUUAUCCUGGAGGUGUGCUUUUUGACCCUUUGAAUCUUUCUGAAGAUCCUGUAGCUUUGGAGGAACUGAAAGUAAAAGAAAUAAAAAAUGGCCGCCUAGCUAUGGUCGCCUGGUUAGGUUUUUAUGUUCAAGCAGCUGUGACAGGUAAAGGCCCUGUACAGAACCUCCUUGACCACAUCUCAGAUCCCAUUCACAAUAAUAUCAUUUCCUUUCUGAAAUCUACAUAAUGUAAUCAAUGAUUUGUAUACUGUAAAGUUUAAGCAUAUAAACUCUUUUUACUGUAAAUACUUUGAUGCUGUCUAUAUCAAAUGAAUGACAUUAUUAAUCUUUAAAUUCCGAUUACUUUGUGAAAGUAAAAGUAUAUUCUUUAUCUGUUUGUCAA
This is a messenger RNA of Coffea eugenioides, 1280 nucleotides long. Its product is annotated as chlorophyll a-b binding protein 7, chloroplastic. The coding region runs from base 139 to 1125 and encodes 328 amino acids. Lineage: Eukaryota; Viridiplantae; Streptophyta; Magnoliopsida; Gentianales; Rubiaceae. Gene Ontology annotation, cellular component: membrane. The transcript has 6 exons. The record is from RefSeq and is a predicted model, not a curated record. Gene Ontology annotation, biological process: photosynthesis, light harvesting in photosystem I; response to light stimulus.